AGGCAAGUGAGUCUUCGCAAUUUCGUGCAACAUAUUUUUCAUCCAUUUUUCUAUUUCUUGAUAGAUAUAUGAAAUUGAUAGUGAUUCUGCUAUUACUUUACCCAUUUGUUUCAGAAACUGGUUGAUUACUAAAGUAGGAUUGAUGCUUUAACUAAUUAUUUCUCAUAGUCAAGGUCCCUUGAUUUCAUACUUUCUUUUGAAUUUACCCCUAUUCCAAUUGAAAAAUUGCUCUUUUUUCUUUUCUUCUCUUUCGCUAUCUUAAAUGGAUCAUCCUCCUGACAAGGUCACCAAAGACAAGGCAUCGAUCAAAGACGGUGAAAUUGCAGUUGAGACAGAGACUCUUCCUCUCUACUUUACUACGAAUUCCCCUUCUAAUGAUGAUUUAUUCGAUACGAAGGACUUUGAUCAAGUUUACUUGGCCAAGUCUCGCAUCUUGAGUCAAGCCAUUGACGAAAUUGGGUUUGGUAAAUAUCAAUGGGCAUUACUCUUCAUCGCUGGAUUUGGGUGGAUGUCUGAUAACAUUUGGCCUGUUGUCACUUCUUUAAUUUUGUCUCGUCUCAAUGAGGUAGACGGCGUUCACCCUCCUGACGCAAAGGACGCUCCUUUGUUGACCUUGGCUCAGAACUUGGGGCUCCUAGCUGGCGCUGCCUUUUGGUCCUUGUCCUCAGAUAUAUUCGGUCGUUUAUGGGCUUUUAAUUACACCUUUCUCAUCACUGGAGUUUUCUCCCUUGUUGCCGGGGCAUCCCCCAAUUUUGUUGCUAUUGCAGUAUUCAACUCGUUUUGGAGUUUUGGUGUCGGAGGUAAUUUACCUGUCGAUUCCACAAUUUUCCUCGAGGCAAUUCCGAGCUCUUACCAAUGGCUUUUGACUGUCAUGAGUGCUUGGUGGGCGUUAGGACAAGUUUUGGUAAACCUUAUUGCAUGGGGCUUGAUUGCAAAUUUUUCGUGUUCUAAUUCGGAUGAACCAUGCUAUAAAGCCAAUAACAAAGGAUGGAGAUAUCUUUUGUUUACUAUGGGUGGUUUGACCCUAUUCAUGUUCCUUGUCAGGUUUUUAUUUCCUCUUGUGGAGUCUCCUGGUUUUCUAUUAGCUAAGGGUAAAGAACAAAAAGCUGUUCAAGCAGUGCAUAAGAUGGCGAGAUAUAACAACAAAAUCUCUUCUUUGUCUGUGCAAGACUUCUGCAUGGUCCAACCUUCUCCCUCGAAUGAUCCGGAAUCUCAAGGUAGAAACACACUAGGAGGUGCAACAAAAAUUUCUCCUCUGCAAGAAGUACUAAAAAAAUUCAAUUUUCAGACCAUUCGUCAAUGUUUUCGUUCAAAAAGACUUAGCCUAUCUUCUACGUUGGUAAUAUUUUCUUGGGCUCUCAUCGGUCUAGCAUUUCCGUUAUACAAUGCGUUUCUACCUUACUAUCUUGAAUCAAGAGGAAAUGCUAAUAAGCCUUUAAGUGUUUACGAAACUUAUCGAAAUUCGCUCAUUGUUUCCACCUUGGGCAUCCCCGGUUCCUUACUAGCAGGUUUACUAGUUGAACUUCGAAUUGGUCGUAAAGGUACCCUUACUCUUUCUCUUAUGCUUACGGGUGUUUUCUUAUUUGCUUCAACAACGGCAAAAACAAGUAAUGCGUAUCUCGGGUGGAACUGCGCUUUCACUUUUGUUUCAGACAUUAUGUAUGGCGUAUUAUACGCUUAUACACCGGAGGUUUUUCCGUCCAAAGUUCGCGGUACUGCAAUAGGAUUAGCUUCCUCUGCAAAUCGGGUCCUUGGUGUAUUCGCUCCCAUCAUUGCUAUGUAUGCGAAUCUCAAAACCUCUGCUCCAAUAUUUGUAAGUGGAGCUCUAUUUAUAUUCGCCGGUCUUUUAACCAUAUUCCUUCCGUUUGAACCAAGGGGAAAAUCAAGCUUCUAAAACUUUUCACCCAUGUUACGAUUUAUGGUCAACAAGUCAUCUUAUUAUAUCUGCCUAUAACCGACUUAACUUAAUUAAUUAACAAGUUAUAUUAUAAGAGUAAUUAAAUUAAAGUAUAUAAUUAUUUUGAAAAGAUCUAUUCUAUCAAGAUAAAACAUCUACAUUUAACGCGCGGAAUAAUUAAUUACCUUGAAUUUCAAGAUGGUUAAUUAAAUAUAUAUCCAUAGCUUCAAAUGAAACCUGCAACACAUUCACGUAUAAUCUGAUGUAAAAACAUAAGUAUUUAUUUGCGAAACUCGACCA
Molecule: messenger RNA, 2197 nt
Organism: Schizosaccharomyces cryophilus OY26
Lineage: Eukaryota; Fungi; Ascomycota; Schizosaccharomycetes; Schizosaccharomycetales; Schizosaccharomycetaceae
Product: membrane transporter
Exons: 1
Coding region: 263-1894 (543 amino acids)
Biological process (GO): transmembrane transport
Molecular function (GO): transmembrane transporter activity
Source: RefSeq, a predicted model, not a curated record